This is a messenger RNA of Polychytrium aggregatum, 1957 nucleotides long. RefSeq lists its product as uncharacterized. Lineage: Eukaryota; Fungi; Chytridiomycota; Chytridiomycetes; Polychytriales. Bases 143 to 1861 code for a protein of 572 amino acids. The record is from RefSeq and is a predicted model, not a curated record. The transcript has 3 exons.
GGUGUGGUUGCUGGUGUGGUUGCUGGUGUGGUUGCUGGUGUGGCUGCUGGUGGUGGCGCAUCAGCCAAGAUACGCUUGUUUGUUGCAUCAAACCGAUCGCACUGGUGUUUGGUGGAUUGGGCAGCUGGCUCUGUCACUGCCGAUGCGGCACUUUGCAUGUCCAGAGACAUUGACUGCGUUUGUAUUGACAGAAAUCAUCAAUGCUUACAACCAAUGGGUCAAGCGGCUGCUCUCGGAUCUGUUCACUGAAAACGUCUUUAGCGAGCCCGAGAGACGCAUGAUCGUUGAUCUGGCCGAGCACGGCAUCACAGUCUCGGAUCUCACCUCGACCCUCCAGAAGGCUCUGAAAAAGCACCUUGAAGGCGAGACCGGCCAGGAAACCGACAGCAUCUCCACCGUCAAGUCGCUCGAGUACAUUGGCGACCGGCUAUCGAUCGCAUACAGCAUUGUCUUCAACCUGAUCUUCUCCGUCAUCAAGGUCGAGGCCAACCAGGUUGGCGAGCUGCGCUAUGAUGCGCGCCUUCGCAGUCUGGCAAAGAACAUCACCGCCCGCAUCUUCAACAUCACCGAGAGACUCUACACUGAGGCAGAGGCCCUGGAGGCGAAGAAAGGCAUCGAGGCUGAGGCAGCCAGCGAGCUGAAAGGCGUGUCCGACGAGGUCGCGACUGAGGCAACCGAGACUACUGGGGCUGCUACCAUUGAAGCAAGCGAGGAGCACAACGGCGAUGGCGACGGCGACGCAGACAGCGGCAUCGAGAGUGUCGACGACGGCAAGAACGCCGCCGCGGAUCCCCAGGACGAGCAAGAUGUGAGUACGGACAUCGACCGUCUUUCAGUCGAUAGCCAAGAGAAAAAAUGGAAGAUUCGAAGCCUGUUCCAGCAGGAUGUCGAGCGUCUGGUGGCCGAGGAGACACGCAAGGCAUUCCCGUGGAUGUCGGUCGUGCGCCCAGUCUCCUACUGCUUCACUGAGGCCAACUUUGAGGUCGUGCCCCUGACGCCCCAGCGGAGAAGCAUCCACUGCAUCCUGGCCGUCAGUGGCUGGCUGCAUGCCGGCGAGAAGCUCAAGGAGGCCUGGUCGUCGCUGCUGGGCAUCUGCCCCUUUUCCGAGGUCGAUAUGAUCAUGUUCGACCGCAACCAGCUGAUCCAAAUAUCCAACGCCAUCAGGGACUUUAUGGCCACGGGUGGCACAUAUGUCCCCGAAGACGAGCUGACCAAGCAGUCCAAGAUGACAUCGCUGACAACCAAAACCAUGUGGCCGCGGUCGCUGCUCGAUAUGAGCUACCUCGUCGACAAGCCCUGGAAGGCUGCUCUGGCUCGCACCGAGGCGGCGGGUAUCGUGCUGGCCAAGAACCUGCUGAUGGGCCCUGUUCGUGGAACCCGGCCGGUGACGCUGGUCGGCUGGGGCCUCGGCGCCCGAGUGAUCUACCACUGCCUUCUCGAGAUGGUUGGCCAUGCUCGCGCGGACGGACCGAACCCGUGGGGCAUCAUCGACAGCGUCUACAUGCUCGGGUGCCCUGUCGAAGUGGCUGGCAAGGACAUGAUCGACAUCACGACUCUGGUGAGCGACCGCUUCGUCAACGUGUUCAGCCACAAGGACUGGUUCCUGCAGUUCCUGUCCCGAAACCUGAGUCCCAGCGCCGCACUCUUUGGCCUGCGACCGGUGAGCGCCCGCGGAGCCGGUCCGGCGAUUGCCGAAGGCACCCGCAUCAAGCUGGGUCGCAUCGAGAACUACGAGGUCAGCGACAUUGUGCAUCGCCAUCUGGACUACCAGGAGGAGCUCCCGACGAUCCUGCAGCGCAUCGGGUUCGAUCGAGAUUCGUACGAGGCCAGCACUGUCGUCACCGUGGGCCCGCCGGCCUGAGCGGUGCUUGGACGAGAGCGAAUAGAAUGGAUGGGGUCUGUGCGGGGGCUGUACGCAAGAAACGUAAAAUCAAUAUUAUGGGAUGCAGACGACAAC